UUGUUCGGAGGAAGAUAAACCCCACUUCUUGCAACAAUCAGAGAGAGAAGCACUUCCCAAAGUCGAAGCAGACAAUGGAGUUGCACACGGCGAUUCUACCGUCGCGUUGUUCACUUCCACCACAUCUCUUCCAUUCUCCACCACCUCCUUCAACCCAUUCUUCACCAAUCAAAACCUCCCUUCCCUUUUCGCGCUUCAAUUUCUUCACUAAACUUCAAACACUAACAAGAGGAAGAGGGUUACGACCCUGUAACUAUGUUGCUUCAAAAGAAGACAAUCCAUCUGAUGUGGUGGACGAUAACAGAAUGAUUGGUGUGUGUGAUAAACUCAUUGGUGUUUUCUUGGUUGAUAAACCUACUCCAACUGAUUGGAGAAGAUUGUUAGCUUUCAGUAGAGAAUGGAAAAACAUUAGACCCCAUUUUUUUGCACGAUGUAAUGAUAAAGCACUUUCUGAAACCAAUCCUACUAUGCAGGAAAAACUUCUCCGUCUCGCAAGGAAGCUCAAACAGAUUGAUGAGGACGUGCAGAGACACAAUGAUCUUCUGGAUGUAAUCAGAAAGGAUCUGUCCGAAAUUAGCAAUAUCGUUGCCAAGCGUAGGAAGGAUUUUACAAAUGAAUUCUUUGAGCACCUUCAUGUAGUGACUGAAUCUUACCGUGACGAUGCAGAAAAGCAAAAUGAACUGGCAAAGCUUGGGGAGGCAUGCUUGGCUGCUGUACUUGCCUAUGAUGGUGCAGCAGAAAGCAUUGAACAGAUAAAUGCUGCACAGCUGAAAUUUCAAGAUAUUAUCAAUUCUCCCUCACUUGAUGCUGCGUGUAAAAAGAUAGACAAUUUGGCUGAAAAAAAAGAACUUGAUUCGACGACGGUAUUAAUGAUUACCAAAGCUUGGGCUGCGGCCAAAGAUUCAAACAUGACUGAAGAUGAGGCAAAAGACAUCCUCUUUCAUUUAUACAAGACUUCAGUGGCAAAUCUUCAGAGACAGAUUCCGAAAGAAAUUCGAAUAGUUAAGUAUGUUAUUCAAAUUGAGGAUCCCGAGGAGCAAUUGUCUGCCCUUAAUGAUGCUUUUACACCUGGAGUAGAACUUGAAGGAAAAGAUAUAGAUAGUUUGUACUCGACACCAGAGAAACUUCACAUGUGUUUAAAGACCGUGGUGGAUGCUUAUCAUUCGAGCAAAGAAGGUACACUCGUUAGGGAAGCAAGGGAUCUUAUGAAUCCUGAGAUCGUCAAAAAAUUGGAGAAAUUGAAGAAGGUUGUGGAAAAGAACUUCAUGUGAAUAUGAGGGUGAGAAACAUACUAAGAUGGUUUUCCUAUGCUAAAACAUUAUAACGUGCAUGAUAUUCUUGAUGGCCAUCAAGUGCAGAACUAGGUUUACAGCAACAUUGCUCUAAAUAAGUGUCUAUAUUCUGGCUGGUAUUUCAAAAUUUUCAAAUUGUUCCACUAGAUUAAGCUGAAUCAUGGGGGGAAAACUAGACAACCAUCAAGAUUGUAAUAUCAAAAGUUAGAUUAGGUUCCCUUUUCUUUUUGUUACUACAGGUAGAUUCAAGAAAUACAACAUCUGCACAAAACUUAUGCACUAAACUUCAGCCUUGACCAGGUCUUUUAUGUUACUAUAUGUAAAUAAAAUAUAUUCCAGUGGUUGUGUUUUCGAAAGCUGAUGGAAAUGUGCACAAUUGAAAAAUUA
Molecule: messenger RNA, 1679 nt
Organism: Lathyrus oleraceus (garden pea)
Lineage: Eukaryota; Viridiplantae; Streptophyta; Magnoliopsida; Fabales; Fabaceae
Exons: 6
Coding region: 75-1271 (398 amino acids)
Cellular component (GO): chloroplast thylakoid membrane; chloroplast envelope
Source: RefSeq, a predicted model, not a curated record